AGUUGCAUCGCCUUUCGAUACCAUACCCCAACCAAGCAUGAUGGAAGCGUUCAACACAUGAACUUCUUGAGGAAGGGGAUUCGUAAAAAUCGAAGAUUUCAACGAACAUCGACACAAUCGGGACGAGUCGUUUUUUCCAGUAAUAAAAAUACUGCGAGAAUGGAAAAGAUUUAUAAAGGGAUGAAUUUUGGAAAGAGAGCUGGACAAGAUGAGGAUGGCGGAAAAAGAGAGGCUUACUGGAUCCUGGACACGGAUUAUGACACCUACAGCGUCGUCUGGUCAUGUCAGCAUGCCGGGAUUAUGAAUUUCCAAAACGUUAUGGUUCUUGGGAGAGAAAGAGAACCUCCGAACAGUGUGAAGGGACGAGCCUACGGAGCAAUAUUGAGUCACGGACUUAGCAUAAAGUUAUUGGUAUCCACGGACCAAAGCGAUUGUCCGGAACAGUUCUUGACGAAAUCUUCCCCAAAUAAAAAGAGUAGCAAGUGGAGGGCGAGAAAUGAGAAUAGUACGGUUUCAUUAAGCUGAUUUUUAAUAAAUAAAUAACAAUUUUUGGAAAUUUGAUUAAAUUUUUUAUCCCAAUUUUAUUUGGAACGAAGAGAUUGUAUUCAUUUUUUGACAAAUUUUGAAGACAAGUUUUGCAAAUUAUGUAAUCAGAAAAAUAAGAAAUUUCGGAAUUUUACUCCACUCCUUUCGAUAAGUUGUUGUUUACAAG
This is a messenger RNA of Folsomia candida, 712 nucleotides long. RefSeq lists its product as uncharacterized. The coding region runs from base 58 to 525 and encodes 155 amino acids. The record is from RefSeq and is a predicted model, not a curated record. The transcript is spliced from 4 exons. Lineage: Eukaryota; Metazoa; Arthropoda; Collembola; Entomobryomorpha; Isotomidae.